Annulohypoxylon truncatum is the source of this 2640-nucleotide messenger RNA. Its product is annotated as ribosome biogenesis protein erb1. Gene Ontology annotation, biological process: maturation of LSU-rRNA from tricistronic rRNA transcript (SSU-rRNA, 5.8S rRNA, LSU-rRNA); ribosome biogenesis. Lineage: Eukaryota; Fungi; Ascomycota; Sordariomycetes; Xylariales; Hypoxylaceae. Gene Ontology annotation, molecular function: ribonucleoprotein complex binding; protein binding. The record is from RefSeq and is a predicted model, not a curated record. The coding region runs from base 67 to 2352 and encodes 761 amino acids. The transcript has 2 exons. Gene Ontology annotation, cellular component: preribosome, large subunit precursor; PeBoW complex.
AAUGCUUCCAAACUUUUUGACACCAAAAUUCUUUUUCCACGGCGCAAAACUUUACAAUUGGCGCAAAUGGCUUCGACAAAGCCCAGUUUAAAGCGCAAAGCUUCCUUAGUUGAAGCUGACCAAAAAGACCAAUCAUUAUCCGACGAUGACUUUGGAGAUGGUCUCCUUGAGGGUGUGCUAGAAGACGAAUCAGAUGAAGAAUCCGAGCCAGAAGACGAUGACGACGUUAACGAAGAUACCCUUGGUGCUGAUGACGACGAAUUAGACAGCGACGAUAUACUAACGGAUGAUGAAGACCUAGAACGAAAACAAUCAACGAAUGGAGCUGAAUCGGACCAAGAAGAUGUUGGUCCUCAUUAUAGAAUCGAGACCGACGCCAACGGGGGAACCCGGUAUGUCUACGACGAUGUCGACCCCGUAUACGAUUCAGACGAUACAGACGCACAAGAACCCGCAAAUACGAUCGGCAACAUACCCCUCUCAUUCUACGAUUCAUAUCCUCACAUCGGGUAUGACAUAAACGGGAAGAAGAUCAUGCGUCCCGCUACUGGCGAAGCCCUAGAUGCCCUACUAGACAGUAUAGAGGUUCCCAAAGGAUGGACUGGCCUCACCGAUCCCGCCACCGGCAAGCCCCUGAAUCUAAGCCAGGACGAGCUAGAAUUGCUACGACGGGUCCAGAUGAACGAAGUUCCCGAGGAGGGAUACGACCCAUAUCCCGAUACCGUGGAAUGGUUUACAAGUUUUGAGGAGACAAUGCCAUUGAGCGCAGCUCCGGAACCGAAACGACGCUUCUUGCCCUCAAAGCAUGAAGCUAAACGAAUUAUGAAGCUAGUCAAGGCGAUCCGGGAAGGUCGAAUUUUGCCGUACAAGCCUCCAGAGGAAAAGCAGAGAGAGGAAGAGGAAGAAGAAGAAAUUCAUUACGAUUUAUGGGCCGACGAGACACCUCGGCCACCUAAUGUAAUGCAUAUUCCAGCUCCCAAACUCGCUCCUCCUGGCUAUGAUCUCAGUUACAAUCCGCCUCCGGAGUACCUCCCUACAGAGGACGAAAAGAAGGCUUGGGAAGAGACGGAGCCGGAGGAACGAGAAAAGGAAUACAUGCCCCAAAAAUACGACUCAUUACGGAGAACUCCAGCAUAUGAUCAGUUUGUCAAGGAACGAUUCGAAAGGUGUCUUGAUCUCUAUCUUGCACCUCGAAUACGGAAGAACAGAUUAAAUAUUGAUCCAACUUCAUUGCUUCCUAAAUUGCCACGACCCGAGGAGUUACGGCCAUUCCCAACAGUCGCAUCGAUAGAAUUUACCGGUCACGAGGGCAGAGUACGCUCUGUUGCUGUUGAUCCAUCGGGGCAGUGGCUAGCCAGUGGCGGUGACGAUGGCACCGUUAGAGUCUGGGGCCUCACAGAUGGCAAGCAGCAAUGGCAAGUCAAACUUAGUAGUGAGGACCCGGUAGACGUAGUACGAUGGCGACCAGGCCAAGACACGUCAAUCCUUUCGGCAGCUGUGGGCGAGGAUAUUUUCUUUAUGAUCCCAUCUUUCGGAAAUCCGGAACUAGAACAAGCUAGUCGCGAUAUAUUGGAUGCAGGAUUCGGGUAUGCGACCAACGGCAAGCAGCUUACGACGGCCAAUGGAGCAGCACGAAAAGACCCCCCUGCGAAAUGGGCUCGCCCUGGAGCUCGAUUAGAAGAAGAGGGAGUACUGUUGAAAGCAACAGUUCGAUCGCCAGUGAAAACUAUCAACUGGCACCGACGAGGAGAUUUCCUCUGCACCGUAUCUCCGAGCGGACAGAGGAGCUCUGUGGCUAUUCACACGCUGUCUAAGCAUCUGACUCAGAUUCCCUUCCGGAAACUACCCGGGUUGGCGCAGGCGGCGUCAUUCCAUCCUUCGCGUCCCAUGUUCUUCGUAGCCACCCAACGAUCAAUACGCUGUUACGAUCUCCAAAAGCAAGAGCUGGUCAAAACAAUUCAACCCGGAGCCCGCUGGAUUUCUUCGUUCGACGUACACCCCGGCGGUGAUAACUUGGUGGUUGGAUCGUAUGAUCGUCGUUUGCUUUGGCACGACCUUGAGAUGUCAAAUCGGCCAUACAAGACCAUGCGAUUCCAUCCUCAAGCGAUCAGGGCAGUAAGAUUCCACCGGUCUUACCCAUUAUUCGCGGACUGCAGUGAUGACGGAACUUUGCAAAUAUUCCACAGCAAAGUUGUGAGCGACCUCAUGGAAGGGCCGACCAUCGUUCCCGUCAAGAUGCUCAAGGGGCACAAGGUAGUCAACAAACUUGGUGUGACGGAUGUCGACUGGCACCCCCAGCAUCCUUGGUGUGUAAGUGCCGGUGCAGAUGGAACUUGUAGACUAUGGACAUAAGCCCGGCUUUGUAGGAAAUAACAGGUGGGUGCCUAGUGAUAUCCUGGUAGGGUUGGCAGGGUGGUUCACUAAGCCUAGGACGUUAUAGAGAGCCAUAUAGCGACGGCGUUUUUAGAGAAAAUGUACCUCUUAUCACCCGGGAUCCUUGUACGUUCUUCCAAGGUUCUUAGGGUGGGUUUUACAUACAAUCACGGCCUUGUUUCAUCCAAUCGAGAUACAGCCUGUUGGUCUUCGACCCACCGUUUCAUCAUUUGUUUUACUAUGGCACCCAAUCAACUAGUACAGUGA